AGUAGCGUGCAUCUAUUGUGGAUGUAACAGGUGAUUACAGUCGUAUCUGUGUCAUUUCUGCGUCGGUAUAGUUUAUAGAAAGCCUUAUUUUUGUAUAACCACACUGCUACCGAUAACUGUGACAGCUCUACAGCCAGUACGUUUGUUUAUAGGUUUAUUUCCGCCCACAACUUGGAAGAUAAAAUGGAGAGGGACUCCACCGGCACUGCAGAGGAGAUCGAGCCGGCUUCGCCUUUGAGGAAACAUAUUAAUGAAGACACCUGCGCAGCUAAUUCCCAUAAGGCGAGCUCCCGGGAUGUCCCCUGCGGUACUACUGAUGUCGCAAAGGCCAGGUGGACUCUGCUGAGACAGGUGUUACGUCAGAAGCAGAUGGAAAGUCCAGAGGUCAAACAGGUGUCUGUUCGCAGGUUUGCUACGUUUGACCUUUUCAGCAGGAAAAGGCUUGUGACACAAGAUCCUGGUGAUACCUCAGAUGAGCAGUGGGUGGAGUACAGAAGUGUCUACUUUCCUGAGUACAGUGCCUUACUCAGGGAUAACCUGGGGCCUCUUAGGGUUAAUGAAGUGCUCAACAGUUUCGACAACACCGGUAAUGUCUGUGUGUGGCCAUCUGAAGAGGUGAUGGCUCAUUACUGUAUCCAGAAACGUCACAUGUUCAAGGGUGCAGUGUGUGAGUUAGGAGGAGGUAUGACUUGCCUUGCUGGGCUCAUGGUUGCCAUUUGUGCUGACGUGAAAGAAGUUCUGCUAUCAGAUGGGAACGAGAAGUCCAUUCAGAAUGUACGAGGGCUGGUUGAGAGAAACAGGAAAGCUGGAAAGUUUGGGUCAAUACAUGUAUCUGCCAGUUUGUUUCUCGACCAGUACAGAGGCUGCCUGGUUGAUGCUAUAAGGAGAUUACUGCAACCCAACGGCAUGGCGUUGGUGUUUGCUCCACUGCGUGGUGAAACUCUGAGACUGUUUUGUCAACUGGCACAGCAGGCUGGACUCUACGUCUCUCAACACCAGCAGUAUGAUGCUCAGGUCAUGGAUGUUCACUUAAAGAUGCUGAGAGAGGGAAAAGAGGUAUACGAUGAGAACAUCCACUAUCCUCUCCUCAUCACCUUGACCAAAGGACCUCAACCUGUCAGCCACACUCAGUAAACCAAAACAAGUGAGCCCUCAGCUCCACACACUACCACUCCACAUGCAUUUGGAUAUUUAAGAUGGAUUGAGCCUACAGAGUCAUAUCAACAAUGUGAUCCAUGAGUGAUCAAAGUGAGGAGGAAGAAUUGUACUGAAAGAGCAGUAUUAAGCUACGGUAGAGUAGGGUUUGUUGCAAAGUUUAGUCAAAUUGGCACAGAGCGAAUCAAGUUGUGGUCAUAUUGGAGACAUUUUUCAUAUUGAUACUGGCCACUGAGAGCGUUUAUUAUCAGAUAGUGCAUGGCUUUGGACAAUAUUUGGGCGUGCAUGUUUUGUAGUUUGAAGUGUUUGUGGGGAACAACCUCAUUUCCAAAGCAGUGGGGAUACUUUCACUGCAGCUGGGAGAAAGAAAAGGAGAGGCGGAUUUAUUCUGACCUAGUAUGUUUUAACCAUCUGCCAUAUGCCAAAUAACUACUGUCAGUCUCAAAAUAGUCAGUCGGUCAAACCAUUUGACCUAACACUUCAUUAUCACAAUCAUUAAUCAAUCAGUCUAAUCAGCUAGUUAUCCCUUUGAAUAAUCAACCAUCCACGAAAGUGAACCACAUUGCCAAACAGUCCUCUGGACAGCCAGAUAGAUAAACAGUCAGUAUUCAGUUAUCUUAUAUGGCUGGUUAAUUAUCCAGUUAUCUAGUUAUCAUUAAAGCUAACAAGCCAAUUUAGUUUAGUCAGUUAACUAGCUGUUCAGUCAGUGAGUUUCAUGGGCAUUUCCUCCGUCAGUCCUACUGUAGGUGUCAGUUAUUCAGUCUGUUGGCCCUCUUUAACUGUCAGUAUUAACCUAUGCCACUGUGUUUCUGGCCCCAGCAUGGAGGCCAGCUUUAAUUCAUUCACUAUCACAGACUGUGGAGCAACUCACAGUUUCCUGUGCGUUUCCUUUAUUUCUUUGUUCCCUUCUUCCGCUACUUUAAUUUCUUCUAAUAGAACUUAUUCAUCCCAGUCAGAGGUCAGUUUUAAUAACUUCUUUUGUGCGUUACUUACAACAGUGCAUUAAUACAUUAAGGUGCUUUCAGACUGAGGAGCAGUUUUUGCUGCCCAGGAACUACAGCUAGCAUAUUCCACAGCAACAUCACCACUGAUAAUAAUAAGUAAUACACUGUACGUCACAUAAUGUCAUUUUAUUUAUUACACAGCUCUGUUGGUGUUAUAAUCUGUGAACUGUACAACAUGUUCUGACUCUCCAAUCCCACCAACAUCACCACCGCCUCCUGCUUUACUGCUAGUUUGUUAAAAAGUUGCUACUGAUGGAUUUCAAAAACAAAACGCAGCUCCAUUUUGUCUGCUGUCAUGACUGCUCCAGCUCGCACUGACAGCGCUGGAUUUCAAAGAUAACUGGGGCUGGCGAGUCUAUUUGAGUCGCCAGCUGAAUCCUACGUCACUUCAUUCGCAAACAUUUCGCGCUUUCAAAGCUUAAAAUGAGUCAUCAGACUGGCAAAAAUCAGAUCCUGUGGCAGCUUCUAAAAGCUCCUAGUCUGAAACCACCUUCAGGAAGUGCGUGUGUCUAAAGCGAGACAGAAAGAGAGAGAGACUACAAUGACUCCUACUCACAUUUAUUGACAAGUGACCCAAAUACUGUGGAAUAGAUAGAAAAAGUCAUAUGCUAUACAGAGCAGGGUUUCUUUGCAUCUUUUUUUCUUCUUCUUUUCUUUUUUUCCUUGUAUGUACCCCCAAUGUCCACUGGUUGCAGACAGUCUGCUGCCAACUCCAAGUUCAGGGCCUAUUUGUGCAGGGGCUACUGGUGUCUCUGAAGUGCAACAUUUACAUUUUGAAUGUAUGUACUGCCUACAUAAUGACAGUUGACAGGAACAUUCAUAUUUAAUGUUGUCUUAAUUUGUUAUUGAUUUAGUCUUUAUGUGUAUAGAACACAACUAUAUUUUUCUGUUUGUUUAUGUCACCUCUCCAGUUAGGUCUGUAAAGCAGGAAAAGGAAUGUUCCGGUUUUAAUUCUGCUAAUAUACACUACUCAGAUAGAUACAAAGAUGGCAUGCUGCGCUCCAUAACUCAAAGUGUUACUCCAAUGAUCAUAACUGAGCUGCAAAUAUGUUUGUGUGUAUGCAUGUAAAACACAAAAAUGUCAGCCAAACCACUCAAAACAAUAUUUGAAUAUUAUAUUCAAUAUUAUAUUUAGCUGCUUGAACAGGAACACUGUGCAGCCACAUCCAGUGGACAUUUGGGGUUAGAAUAUUUUUUAAAUAGAUCAAACAUAGUUCAUGAAAGUCACACAAUGUCCUGAUAGCUUCAAGCGAAAAACCUUCACACAUUCAGACCAUGCUCCUCUAUUUUCUGUUGGCAUUUCUUUUUUUUUAUCAGCACAAUUAACUGCUUCACUCAGGUCUUUUCCAAUGCAUUCAGCUGUUCCCUGUUUUCCUGAAGUGUCAAGCCUAAAGUUAUACCUAUCUAUCACUAGUGAGGUGUUUCCAUAUUUCACUGUGAUCCAUUGCUGUAUACAACAGCCAAGAAGCUAUGCAGUAUCUCCCAGUGGCUGCUGUUUACAUUCCUCAUGUUGAAACGGAAUAAUCCACCUUCAGAAAUAAGAGGUAUUCCCUGUGUGUAACUACUCAGAAAAGUAAAUUAAGCCAGUUUUAUCAGUGGUCUCAAUGCUUUGAGGACUUAAAUUGCAUUGCAAAAAUGUUCCCAUUGCAAAGGGUUUAGAAGUAUAUUUAAUUACAUUUUUAUCUGUAAUGCAGCUUUCUGUACACCUUUGAUAUCUGUGGGCUAACACAGAAACACUACCAGUAAAGUGACUUCAUCACUGUCUAGUGACAUCACCACCACUAACAGUGGUGUAAUUUUACAACACACUGUUUACUGUGACAUCCACGCUGCUUCUUCCAACGUCACUGCCUCUAUUUAUGGCAAAAAAAAAAAAAAAAACUUGGUGCACCCUUGUGCCCUCUGCUGUGAUGUCACGUUUUCACAAGUGAUAUCAUCACUUCUUGUUGUGAUAUUAGUGCUGUGUGCUCGGACAGUUACCACCUCUCACUGUGACAUUGACAGACAGAAACAACUCAUAGUCAGUAUUAUUCAGAGAAGGUCGUGUAGUCUUUAUUUGGAUUUGCUGGCUAAUAACAUUAAUAGUGAGAAACCCAACAGUUGUUAUAGGCCAGAGACGAGGAUCUGUGUUGCUGCUGAGAAUUGGGCAAACAUCAUACAGGAAUGCUCUAAUGCUCCAAACAGAUUUAUGUCACUGUGUUGUGGGGUGUCUCAGCUAUGCUAUUAUUUUGAUUAUAAUACUGAAUUCUUGGAAUUGUUUUGCAGGCCAUGUCCACACUAAUUCAGAUUGAUUUCAAAUUGGAUCUAUUCUUUUUAAUUUGGGCCUUCUUUCUGCACUCAAAACGUUUAAGCUGCUUCUGCUGCAUUUCACUGUGUAGGGACACCGGACAGUUUCAGAAAUAUUAAUGUACAAUUAUCAUGUGAUUUGGUGUAAAGGUCUGGCUCAAGUGUUCUGUGCAUGGUCUUGUAGAGUGGCUUAUAGCUUUUUAAUUUUAAUAUUGUUUUGGGGUUUGACACAAACAUAAACCUGUUUACUUCAAUGAAAUAUUCCAAUGUAUCCACUUUAGUGUGGACAUGGCCUCACAUAGUGAGUUUGUCUGUUCAGUAGGCCUAUAUCAAAUUUCCUCUGCUUCACUGUAAUCAAUGCUGUCACUGCAGUCUAAGGAUGAGUGAUUUUGUGAACAAAUAAAAAUAAAAACAUUUUCUUCAAGAUAUCUAACAUUUUUUCUUUUUCAAUGAACAACGGACAAUUUCAUACAUCAUCUGUAGCUACGACA
Morone saxatilis (striped sea-bass) is the source of this 4936-nucleotide messenger RNA. RefSeq names its product calmodulin-lysine N-methyltransferase (gene camkmt). Lineage: Eukaryota; Metazoa; Chordata; Actinopteri; Moronidae. Gene Ontology annotation, molecular function: calmodulin-lysine N-methyltransferase activity. Gene Ontology annotation, cellular component: cytoplasm. The record is from RefSeq and is a predicted model, not a curated record.